GACGUUGUGGGAGCACAGGAAAUGUUUUCGUUACUGUCGCUGCCGCAUUCAGUGGACGCAAUUCUAAUUCACACAGUCAAACACAACAGAUAUGGAUCCAGCUGUGGCAGUUGCUUCGUUCCAAGCGUAGUGGGAACUUCGUAUUUCCAGUACACUAAAUUGUGGUCAAAGUAGAAACUAUUUAUUUCUAGAUUGUGAGCAGUGAUUUGUGCUAGUCUACUACGAUAUGAACAGUUAUAUCUUACAAGAAGGUACUGAUUCCAGAGCAAAGGACAGCUAGCUGCACGCACACACCAGGUACUAGGAACGGAGUACAGGAAUAUAGCGUAAUAUCAACACGGAAUAAGGCUAUCAAACCAGGCAGUUUCAUCCAUCUCCAUAUAACGAUUGAAGCAUUCGUUAAUCUUGAGUAAAGUGUGCUGUGUAUUAAUAAAGUUGAUUUUGUGUUGAAUAUUUUAAUAAUAUGGGGAAAAGAAAAGAUAUGGCUGUUAUUCAGUUAGAAAACUUAAGGAAUUUGGAUCAUGCCGUAUUUGGUCAAGUGAUCAUAGCUAGGCAGUCUUCUUCAGAAAUCAAGGAAGCUUCGAUGUUCAUCGAAAAACCUGCGCCUGAAAACAGAGUAUUGGAGAAAACAAAGUCCGACAACACGAUGGAGUUGCAGAGACGAAAUAUUUACCGAAGAGCGGGAUCCUUAACCUCGGAGAUUCCGGAAUAUGAAAACAGAAUAAUAAGUGGUUUUAAAUAUAAAAGUGGAUUCGAACUGAAAGACGGCCAAAAGACAAAAGACAUUUCAAUCAGAAAUUGGCACUCGGCAGAAUUGCCUACAAUGGAAGAGCAACGAAAAAUGUCUAGUGAUUUUUUAAAUAAUAAAACAAAGUUGUCAACAUUUCCACCGUUUACAAAUGAGCAUAACUGUUGUCAUAAUUCUUUGUCACAAAUUUCUUCUCUUAGCGAGCCUCUUUCAACUGAAGAGCGUCCCAAUUGCAACCGACGUCUCUCAUCCUCCAGUCGAAAAUCACUUUCGUUCUACGGGUCAUCAUCGCUCUCCCGUGAAUCCUCUAUUGAAGAAGAAAAAGAAGUUGACAAUGGCAGUUCAACAAGUGAAAAUUGUACAAAAUCAAGAAUUCCAAGUGGGAGACACACCCGGCACAGUGUGUCUCAGUUAGUGGACGAACUUCUGUUAGACAUUUAUGGAAAGUGGUAUGGUAACGCGUUCGGACUGUCCUUCAACCGACGCCGCCACUCCGCGAAUAGCAGCGCUCACGAGUCGGAUUAUUGCAGCACAUCUGACGCUUCAGCGCCAUGGAAAAGUCAAAUUCAUCAUCCGGUCAGCGGCAUGAAUGAUUCGCUCCAACAAUCGAGGCUGAAGUGCAGAAGUCUUCCGGAACUUGAACAGUUGUUAGUUACUCUACGCUCCGACAUCCAGUACGUUGGAUCACUUUUAGUACGGGAGCUGAAGCGUCGCGACGCCCUCAUUUCAAGGCGCGAUAAGCAGCAUGACGUGAUCACGGCGUUUCUACAGGCUUUGUCUGAAAAAAGGAGUCAGGACACACGAAUUCGCUUCAGCGUAAUGCCCUCUCCGGGGGACAGUGGGUUCACACAAUGGCACGACGCUAUGAAGAUGGUGGCACGGUUGCCAGGAGGCAUCCCUCCGGAGUUCAGGAGAAGGCUGUGGCUGACUGUAGCCGAGAAGCAUCUACAGUCGCGGGGUGUAGACUGGGGUCACGCGGAGAGGUUCUGCUUCAACGAAUGGAGCAAUCCGGACGACGAUGAGCUGGGCGUGCAGAUUGUCAAGGACCUGCACCGGACAGGCUGCUCGUUGUUUUGCGGGGCGGCCGCUGAAGAGAACCAGGCGCUACUCAAGCGGGUGCUUCUGGCUUACGCGCGCUGGAAUAAAGCAGUUGGCUACUGUCAGGGUUUCAACAUGCUGGCAGCUCUCAUCCUGCAAGUAAUGGAUCGCUCCGAGACCGACUCUGUCAAGGUAAUGAUCUACUUGAUUGAGGGAGUUCUGCCGGAAAGCUACUUUGCAAACAAUCUACGUGGAUUGUCUGUUGACAUGGCUGUGUUCAGGGACCUCCUGAGACUAAGAAUGCCGACAUUGUCGCGACACCUGGAGCAACUGCAGCAUGAUGCCAGAGACAGUGCAACGGGGACAAGUUAUGAACCGCCUCUGACUAAUGUGUUCACAAUGCAAUGGUUCCUCACACUGUUCUCCAACUGUCUGCCACAACCAACAGUGCUCCGUGUCUGGGACCUCAUUUUUCUUGAGGGCAAUGAGGUGUUGUUGAGGACAGCACUGGCAAUUUGGGAUGGGCUGGCAGAUCGCAUCAUGGCUGUGGACAGUGCUGAUGAGUUUUAUAGCAUCAUGGGUGUUCUGACUCGAGAGAUGCUGGAGUUUGGUCUCAUGGAUACAAAUAAUUUAAUCAAGACAAUUGUAACUAUUGCACCAUUCCCAUUCCCUGAGUUGCCAGAGCUCAGGGACAAAUAUCUAUAUAAUAUCACACCCUGGACACAAACUGUGUCCACAGCUGCACGCCGAGGACUGAGGCUCUUCUAUUCCGAUGAUGAUGAUGAUGGUACAGAUGAAGAUGAUGAAAAAAUAGCUGUUGCUGCAGCAUAUGGUAUAUCUGCAGUCUUCAGGUCCCCCCGAAGGAAAGAUUCCUUGACUCGAGCCCCAUCACCAUCUUCUUCCCUAUCAACUAUAAAUUAUAGCCCUGCUACAGCUGAUAAGGACCGCCUAGCACUGGAUAUAUCAGCACUGAAGCAACAAUAUGCCAAGCUACGAGAGCGACAGCGCCAAGCACAUAUCAUUCUCACUGCAGCUUGUGCCCGACAGCCAUUAGGACCACCAGUUCCUACCCCUGCUGCUAUGAACCAUCUGCUGUUAGGCAAGAGUGCACUACUCAGUGUGAGGGGCAAGAGAGGUGGUCCACCUCCAGGGGCAGUGCCACCCCCAGCAAAUAUUGCCUUAAAAUCUGCUCCUAAACCACACAGGGGGCGUCAACAACUCCACAUUACUCCUCAAGGACAAUUGAUCACAGCAUCAAAUGUUGAAGUAGUAUCACCUCAAACUCAACAGCAGCAGACAGCAAAUUUAUGUGGCGAAACACUGCACUGGAAGGACACCACACAGAAAAAGCAGCGCAGAGGUUCACAACAAGAUGCAACAAUUGUUCAAAGUGCCCUUUCAGUAGUUGAUGAAAAGCUGCAAGGGAUCAGACAUGAGACUACACUGAGCAGGGAGAUACCAGUAAUCAAUGAACCAGAGUUACGGACUGAUGAUACCGAGAAACAGCAUGAUACUGAAAGUGAUGACAGUGGAAGCAGCACAUCAACUGAGCUGUGUGAUGAGCCAGACAGGCUGAGUGACUUUGAUUCUGAGGAGCCUACAAGUAUUAGUGACACAUCAUCACAAGUCCUUUCAACAGGAGAAGCCAAUGUUACUAAACUGGCAUUUCCUUCUACAGCAGAUAAAUCAGGUCCACCAACACCAGAAUCACUUCUUGAAAAUAAUAUUUCACCACUGAAGCCCCCAAAGAAUACAGUUAUACCCUCAAAUUCAAGAGAACUCAUUGUAUUAGAUGCUAAACCUCCACUAAUUUCACAAUCAGAAAAAUUGACAGAUAACUCCAUUAAGGUAGUUGACACAGAGCCUUCCUCAAUGCAGCAGCCAUUAUUUUUGCUUGAGGAAUGUGAAAUAAAGCCACCUAAACAAACAGAUGAAGUUCUAGUACCUGAAAAUAUACUGGAAUUAUCAGUUACUUCGCCAGCAUUUGUAGCUGAUGACACUGAAUCAACUGUUAUGAAGGAGACUUCUGAAUUGACUUCUCAGACAGAAGCAUCUCCAUCCACUGACACUCUGCCUGACUUUAAGUUGUUAUCGUUGCAGACACCAGAUAUUUAUUUCACUGUUGUAGAUAACAUCAACAAACUAUCAAUUUCUGUAGAUUCUUCUAGAGCAACAAGUUCAAGAGAAAGUACUUCAGAUACAGAGCUUCAUAAUCCCAAACAGUCUUCAUUAGAGAAACCUGGGCCUGAAAUAAAAAUUGAUGUUUCAGAUAUCUUAAAACAAUCUUCAUCAACAGAGGAGCCAUCUCCAGUUUCAUCUGACUUAUUUACUUCUUUCCAAACUUCUGAAUUAAAAAUGGCAACUGAAAACAGUAAUAGUGAUGAAAUUAUUUUAAAAGAAAAAGAAGAUACUCAUUACUGUUUUGAGGUGACAAAAUCUGAUGAACAUAUUUCUGAAGAUUUCGGUAUGGUAGAAUCUGACAUACAUUUUACAGAACAGCCUGUUACACACCCAUCUACUUCAGAAGUAAUGCACCCAGAAGACAAAAAUGAAGUGGCAACAAGUAACAUUUGUGCAGAGCUCAAAUCUGUGAAAGUUACAGACUACUGCAAGCAAAAAAGUGCAUUAAUACUAGGAAUUACUCAGGAGAGCCAUCAAGAUAUUUGUAAGUCAUUACAUAGCCCUAUUACUGAAACACUACAAUGCCUACGCAAGACAAAAGGCAUUUCACCUACAUCUUUUCAGUGUAGUGAUUUUUCUCCAACAGCACCUAACAGGAUGCUACAAGAUGAUAUUUGUAGCACUACAGACAGAGAUAAUACAACAAGGGAAAUUUGUGCUGAAACUAAUAGGGAAUUAAAAUCAGAAAUUGGAAUAUGUACAGAAAGUUCAGCACUGGAGACUGACAGUUCUUGUGUGGCUUUCAGUAAUGUUGAAAUAUGUGAUUCUGUAGAAGAUGCUGAACAAGUGAACACAUUGCAGGAUUUCAGGAAUACAGAAGAUAGGAGUGCAUGUGUGGAUGAUAGUGAAAGUGUUUCAGAGUUACUUGAAUUGAAUCAGAGAUUUCAGGAUAGGGAACAAGCAUGCGAGGUAGGAAACAUAGCAGACAAGGGGGAAACUGAUAUAGACUGUGCAGAAAUGAGUGAGCUAUUAGAAAUUGACCAGAAUAUUAAUCUUGGGCGUAGGAACAGUGAGCGUGCACUGAAGAUCAUACAAGAGAAUUCAGAAAUUCUCCAGCGAAUUUUACAAUGCCAGGGAAGACGUCCAAGUAAGCUAUCAGAUGAUGAAUCCAAUGGUGGCACCACAAAGUCUUCAGAAGCUGACUCCAAUCUGCCAUCCAUCGCUACAUCUUCCAGUCCAGAAAAUGUUGACAUGAUAUGCCAGCAGCUACAGGCUGUAAGUGACGUACCAAAAAUAGAUUCACGUAACAGUUGCAUUCUGGCGUUUGUGAGUCCUAAAGAUAAUACUUCUGUUGACUUACCAAAUGAAGUGUCUUCAAGUUCACCAAUUCCUAGCCAUUCCCUUCCAGAAAGUGAAGUCUUCCUAGACCACCUGCAGUCUGACAAAGAGAUGUCCCUAAAACUGCAGAGUCCUCAGUGUGAAAAGGAAGAACAUGUCAUGGUCACAACUACAGAAUACUGUGAUAACCAUUGCUUUUCAGCUCCUGAUAUGCCUGAAGAAUUUCUGAAAACACAAAACUUCUUAAAACCUCAGCAACAUGAGAAGCGAGAAUCACUUCUUAGAUCAGCUAGAAAUUUUGUGCUCUCCCUAGAAACUACAAUCAAGAAAGAUCCUAGAUGUUCUUUAGCUUCUGAAGUUUUGAAACCAAAGCCAGAGACUGAUGAUGUUACACAAGUUUUCCACCCUUCUGAUGAACAGUUUCAGUCACACUCAGAAGACAGAGCUACUCCUAAUAUCUCUGUCCAUUCUUUGCACCCCUUAAGUGAUAAUGUUCACCAUAAGGAUAGCAGAGUAAGCAGAACAACAGAGCUGGAGCUUGACAGAGAAAACUAUUCAUCAAAAAUUCAGUCUGGUUGGAAAAGGUUUUCAGGAAUGGACAGCAGUUUAGGUGAAAGUAUUUCUUCUAAAUUCCCUAAACGCUAUUCACUUGAAGCCACAAACUGUAAUUCCUAUAGCUCAUAUGGUUCAAAAGAUGGAAAGGAGAAUUUAAAGUAUCUGGAAUCUUCUGUAAAAGCAGUCACAGACACAAAAUCAUUAACAUCUGUUAAAUGGACUGAUGAUGAUGAUGAUAGUGAUGGUGACUUUACAAAAGAUAAACGUUCCAUUACACUUGAAAGAACUUUUAAUGAUUUUCAGUCUCAUACAGAUACAUGUUUCUCAAAGCUCUCCAACGACUUACCACCAACUUCAUCUUGGUGUUCUGAGAAAUCUAAACUAAAAGAUGAUUCCUCGCCUAUAAAAUCUGUCACUGACAGUCACAAUUUAUUUUCACAUCCUAGCACUAGCUCUUCAACAUACUCAGCAGACCUCAGAAUUUCAAAGCCUUACACUAGCAUUUCAAGGUAUGAAUAUUCUCCUACAAAAUCAAGGAGCAGUGAGAAGGAAUCUAGCACACAUUACUUUGAACAUGACAGCAGUAAACACAGAGAUGCCCUUUCACCAUGGUAUGCUGAAGAUUCAAAAACCUGUCCUUCAGAUAAAUUUAGUUUCAUAUCUUCAGCUGAUAGAACCGAAGUAUCACCGAUUGGUGAUUACCUACAAAAAUCGUCCUGUUCUUCUAAUAAAAGACUCACAGAAGACUUCCAAAAUAGUUGCCAUUCCAGUGCACCUUCAGCCUUCGAAUUCAGUAGUGGAACCUGGAAUGUGGUGCACAGAACCACCAGAAGAGAUCAUAGUCGGCCUCAUUCAACUAUAAUCACAGAUGCCACCCCGACAGAGAUUCUGAAUCGAUCCUACUCUUCAAGUUCCAUUGAUGGCUACCUUACAAGAACAAGACCUGACCUACCAUCACCAUCAGCUUCACCUGAUCGAGGACAACCUCUCUCUUCCUUUAAAUCUGUACAUGAUGAAUCAUCUUCCCCUGCUCCCACAGAGACAAAAAGUAGCAUGUUCAAUCCAAUUCGUCCAUGUGAAAUGGACAUUCCUAUGCAAGUUUUAGCCACUGAUCAAUACAGACAUUCUUCCAAGUCAUCUAGAAGAAAUGACUCUCAGCACAAAUUCUCUAUUAAGGAUCUGUCACCUCCAGGUUAUUCAUCAUUCCCACAGUCAAGAUGGGAAAAAGAUAAUCCAUCAUCAUCAUCACCACCGCCACCCAUUAAAUCAGAGAAUAGUAAUGAAACAUCUGACUCUCAAAUUUUCUCCACAGAAUCUUCCUUGGUUAAUGCCCCUUUGUCAGCAACUAAAUUAGGUAAGUCCCCUACAGUUUCACCAACAAGAAGUAAAGAUAUUCAUGUUUCUUUGCCUCCUAUAAAGGCAUCAAAUAUUGGCAGUCCAACAAAAUCAAAAUCAAAAUUUGACCCCUUUCCCCCAAGAUCAACAAUGAGGCAACCCAAGGAACUGGGCAUAAAGUUGGGUCUCUAUUCAACAGACUGUGUAAAUAAGAAUGGAAAAAUAGCAAGUAAGAAAACAUGAGAAUAAAUUUUGUCCAUUUAUUUAAAACUAACAAGUAAGUAUUUACACAUGCCAUAUUGAAAUUAAAACUGAAGAGUCUACCCUUCCUGAAAUAAUCCUUUUCCUAUACUUUAAGAUAUAAUUCCUAUAGAAAAGGGAAAUUAAAUUCUUUUGUCAUUACAACAGUAAUAUAAUAUAAUGUAAUAUGAUGAUGAUGAUGAUGA
Messenger RNA from Cryptotermes secundus, 7581 nucleotides. RefSeq lists its product as uncharacterized. Gene Ontology annotation, cellular component: endoplasmic reticulum. The transcript has 14 exons. The coding region runs from base 464 to 7378 and encodes 2304 amino acids. Lineage: Eukaryota; Metazoa; Arthropoda; Insecta; Blattodea; Kalotermitidae. The record is from RefSeq and is a predicted model, not a curated record.